Malania oleifera is the source of this 735-nucleotide messenger RNA. Its product is annotated as 21 kDa protein-like. Gene Ontology annotation, molecular function: enzyme inhibitor activity. Lineage: Eukaryota; Viridiplantae; Streptophyta; Magnoliopsida; Santalales; Ximeniaceae. Gene Ontology annotation, biological process: negative regulation of catalytic activity. Bases 1 to 735 code for a protein of 244 amino acids. The transcript has a single exon. The record is from RefSeq and is a predicted model, not a curated record.
AUGAAAUCCCAAAGCUCUCUCCUCUUCAUCUCCUCCUUAGCUCUCCUCCUCUUCCUCCGCCCCGUCCCCACAGCCGCUGCCGCCUCCGCCGCCCCUCCACAAAGCAACGCUCCCCGCCCCGCCCCCGCUGCCAACGAGACCACCUUCGUCUGGCAAACUUGCAAUGUAAGCGCAAUCUCCUGCAAACCAUACGUUUGCGGCAAAAACCUCGCUUACAUUCUCGCUAGCUGCAACAGAACAGAUAUUCCUGUCGACCUCUGCAACAGCUCGCUCUCCCCCUAUGCCGACGACGUGAACCAGAACCCGGCCAACUUAGCUUGCGUUGCCAUCGCCGUUUCCGCGUACAGGGUCACCUCCAUCAAGGCGAACAUCUCCAGAAUCGGGAAAAAAGCCGAUAAGAAAGCCGCCUCCGCCUUCGGCGACUGCUCCGAGAACUUCAGCUCCGCCCGCGAACAGAUUAUAUCGUCCGCGAGGGCGUUGACUAAGCUAGUCAGCAUAAACAGCUCGACUAAGAGGUUUAAGGACAUAGCAGCAGACGUGCAAACGAGGAUGGAUGGAGCCAUAACGGACGAGAAUACGUGCAUGGACGGAGUGAAGGAGAUGCUGCCGGAAAAGGAUCUCGCGGUGGUGGCGGUGGAGGCUUUGGUUAAUAGGGCCACGGAGCACACGAGCAUUGGGGAGGCGAUGUUCAAGUUUUAUAUUCAAAGCAGGUUAGAUAAUAAAUCCUACGCCUGA